Messenger RNA from Chaetomium strumarium, 2637 nucleotides. RefSeq lists its product as uncharacterized. NCBI's taxonomy places the organism in Eukaryota, Fungi, Ascomycota, Sordariomycetes, Sordariales, Chaetomiaceae. The record is from RefSeq and is a predicted model, not a curated record. The transcript has 4 exons. Gene Ontology annotation, molecular function: DNA-binding transcription factor activity, RNA polymerase II-specific; zinc ion binding; DNA binding. Gene Ontology annotation, biological process: regulation of DNA-templated transcription; DNA-templated transcription. The coding region runs from base 387 to 2453 and encodes 688 amino acids. Gene Ontology annotation, cellular component: nucleus.
GCUGCCGCCGCCUCCCUUCCCUCACUUCCAGAGGUUCAAAGUCCGCCCGAGCCCUCCCGUCCAGCUCCUUUUACCCCAUCGAUUCCCCGUCCUCCCUGACCUUCUUCCCCUUACUUUCCCUCCUUUCAUCACUUCCCCGACCGGACUUGAGGAACAACGCACUCCCUCGCACCGAGCUUCGUCUCUCAAUUCUGAAAGCGCACCUUUUUUGUGCUGCACCGGGCUGUCGGUUUUCGUCCCAUCGGCGCCCCUCCGGAGCUCACUCUUUCCUCCGAUCGCAUCGGUCUGGUUCCGUCAUCUUCUCAAUCUUCCAUCAUCGCUCGCGUUCUGUCAACAACUUGUCACUGGUCUGCGCACCCUUGUAAGGUGCGACGCGAUUGUCCGCAAUGGCGUCGGUCCCCCGAUCGACAGCCCUCCGAGCUGGAGGCGCCUGUGUCCGCUGUCGCAAGGGUAAGACGAAAUGCGUCUAUGAUACCGGCAAGCCCCCUUGCAAGAACUGCAUAAAGGGCAUGCACAAUUGCUACCUCCCUCAUGAGUCUCCGACGCACGGUAGCCAUGGAGUAUCGCCAGCUCGAGCCCAGCAGCGAGCGCGCGAAUCUUUGCCCAGCGAGCGGGCUGUCCCGAACACGUCGGGCGACCGUCAGGCGCCUCCCGCUUCAGGCGUGUCGCGUCAUGUCCCAACAGUCACUGAGAAACUCACGCCCGAGUUGAUGCAAGAAUGCGAGCGUGUGAUUUCAAAGACACUUCCGGCAUGUGUGGCCUUCCACAAGCCGUCUUUUCUUCAGCAGCUGAAGAACACCUCCAUGGACCCCACCAUGAUCCAUGCCCUGCUUGCUACAGCCGCCCGGCACUCGCCGGCCAUGAUUCGCCGAUAUGGCGGCCACGGUGGUGGUUCCGCCGCUGCCGAACACUUUGCCAGCAAGGCCAUUCACCUCAUUGGCCAGGCUCUGGACCAGCCUAGCCUUGCCGAUAUCCAGGCACUGUGCCUGCUUGUUGUUCAUGAAUGGGGCUGCCGCAAUGCGGUGCGCGCCUAUAUCUAUCUCGGCCAGGCUGCGCGAAUGGCUCAGAUGUACCGUAUUGUCCACUCCCACCACCUCCACGCCGAUCCAGACCAGUUCCUUCAGGACGAAUCAUUCCGACGCACCUUAUGGUUGAUUUACAUCCUGGAUUGCUUUCUCACUAGCAGCCCCGGCCGCCACCCCGCUCUCUCGUCGCACGACGUUCACGAUGUAUCACUGCCGUGUACGCUGAUGAAUUACCACUUCGGCAGCCCGGUCUAUGUCCGUACCUUGAGCGGCGCCCCUCCCUCGACCAUGCCUGACCCUGCCAGUCCUCUUGGCGAGGUCGGCGAGUUCGGGCACAUCGUCCUGGCAACGAAGGCUUGGCGCAACGUGGUUGAGAUGAUGACGACCACCACCCUCGAAACCUUCUCCGAGGAACAAUGUCUGGCGCUUGAGCAAGAGAUUGAUGCCAUCAGGCAGUCCCUGCCGCUGCACUUUGCCGACAAGCCCGGCCAGAUCAACCUCCAUAUCACGAUGGGCAGCGGAUACACGUACGCGAUGAUCCAUUCGCUCCUCAACUGUGGCACUAUCUUUGUGAACCGCCGCCGCAUCCUUCAGGUUGUCACCGACGAGAACUUUUCGCUCGAGGCCUGGCGCAGCUCCUCGUACCCUCUCAUGCUGCAGGCUGUCGACCAUAUCUUUGCGGCGUCGCACAGCAUCAUCCACUCCCUUCUGUCCCUCGAGCACGGAGCAGACAAGGAUAGCAUCCUUUGCUUCCCAAUUUUCAUGUUGUUCUCGGCCUUCACGGCUGGAUCUACGGUUGCGUAUCUUACGCUCAAGGGACUGGCUCCGCCUGACGUGAUCGAGUCGGCUUCGAGCAUUGUGCGCGACAGCCUGAGGCUCUGUCAGGAUGGUUCUGAGUCGUGGCCGUUGGUGGUCCCUUGGCAGCGUCACCUUUCCGUCAUGUCCAAGGUCCUGCGCCAGGUUAACAGCGCUCCGCGGGACAUCCGUGACACGCGUGAAGACAGCAAGUCAAACCAACAUGUUUCGCCCUCGAUCAAGGACGACACUCCCAGCCAGGCUGACACGAAUCCUGAUGCGAUGGACUACGAUCAGAUGACGGGCCUCGGAGGACAUCCCCCGCUUCCUGCGUCUGUGGACAGCCGCGAUAGCGAACCUCCCGUCCCCAGACGGCCAGGUGUCACCACGAUUAAUGGUGGUUCUGUCGGUGCGGCGACCCCCAUGACAACCAGCCCUCCUCCAGGCACCGUGCCAAAGGCGGACUCGCCUGAUAUCACAUCGUCGACCUCAGUUAGUGGUAUUCCCCAGGCGACGCAACCCGGCCCCGACGUCGACAUGACAGCGAUGGAGCUGUGCGCGGCUUUUGAACGACAACUGCUGGAGCUUGAUGACCUGGCUGCUUUCAUGGGAGGCGGAGUGGCACCCAGUUAGGUCACAAACCCUCAUUUUGGCACCUUCGACUUGAUUCUUCCUUUCGCUUAAACUGUGUGGCAGCUGGGUUGUCAUUGAACAUGAGACUGUACAAUAAUCUAUGGGCGCUAACAGGCAAGACGACACUGGGAACGGUGGCUCGGUUGACAAGGGUGUAAUACUGUGUACAUGUAACACCAACCUU